AUGCCAACUAAAGAUACAUUCAAAGAGAAAAAUUUUGAAGAAAACAAACAAAUUAUUGAUGAAGAAUAUGAAUAUGUUACAAUACCACCUGAUGGAGGUUACGGUUGGAUUAUUGCUUUCGCUGCAAUGUUUUGUAAUCUUGUUUGUGAUGGUACAUUAUUUGCUUUUGGUACUAUGAAAAAUCAUCUGCAAAAACAUUUCCAAUGUAGUGAUAUGCUUAUUCUUAUGGUUGGAUCUGUUCCUUGUGGUGUUUAUUUAUUAGUUGGUCCAAUAGUAUCAGGUCUAGCUAAUAGAUAUGGUUGUCGACCAAUUAUUAUUAUUGGAAGUAUUGGUGCAGCAGCUUGUAUGAGUUUAUCAACUCUAUCACCAAAUGUUUAUGCGAUGAUAAUUAUUUAUGGGAUAUUUGGUGGUAUAUUUUUUGGCAUGGUUUAUCUUCCAUCAGUUGUAAUGGUGUCAUUUUAUUUUGAUAAAAAACGAGCUAUUGCCAAUGGAUUAGUAACAGCUGGUACUGGUAUUGGUGCUUUAUCAUUUGGUCCAUUAGCUAAUUAUUUAAUGGGAAAAUUAGGUUGGGAACGUGGUCUACUGAUAUUUGCUGGUAUAAUGUUAACAUGUAUUCUAUUUGGAGCCAUAAUGAAACCAUUGAAACCACAAAGAGUACCUAUUGAACGAAGUGAAACACAGUUACAAAAUUUAAUAAAAAUCAAACCUGAUCGUUUAACACCAUCAUCGGCAUAUGAAGCAACUUCAAGUGGUUCGAAUCUGCCAUUUAUGUCAGUCCAUGAUAGUGCAACACAUAGGAAUAGUUCAACUGGUGUACCUAAUUUUGAUGUUUCUGGUGCUUUAAAAUUAGGUGUACCAUCUUCGUAUGCUCGUGCUCGUACAAUAUCAACAUCGAGUCGAGCAUCAUCGAAUAUUAGUGCUAGCCAUCGUUUUGGUGUUCUUAAUCCAGAGAAUGCAGGUCGACCAUUAUAUAAAAAAGAUGCAUUAUUUACUGGAUCAAAACAACAACUUCAUACAUCACAUGCAUCAUUACAUAGUAAUCCAUAUAUAUCAUCAGUGACAAAUAUUCCUGCAGCAACAAAUGAAAUAAAAAAAAAACAAUCAGCAACACAAGCAUUUGCUGAUAUUCUUUCAGCAAUGACUGAUUUUUCAAUAUUAAGAAAUAAACAAAUGUUAUUAAUUUGUAUUGGAAAUAUAUUUUCUAUGCUUGGAUAUUAUUUACCAAUAAUGUGUCUUGUUUCAUUUGCAAUUGAAGAUCUUAAAGUUGAUCAAACACGAGCUUCAUUUUUAUUAACAGUAUUUGGUUUUUUCAAUACAUUAGGACGAUUUUCUGGAGGACUCAUUACUAUGAUUCCUCAUUUGAGUGCAUUACGUGUUCAUAAUGUACUUUUAUAUACAGCAGGUGUUUUAACUGUUUUAGCUGCUUAUGCAUAUAAUUUUACAACUUGUGCAAUCUAUGCUGGUUUAUGUGGUUUUGCCAUUGCACCUCAUAUGUCACUUUUACCAAGUAUAGUAUGUGAUUGUGUUGGUCUUGAUCGAUAUACAACAGCUUUUGGUAUUCUAUUUCUUUUUCGAGGUUUUACAUCAAUAAUUGGACCACCUGCAGCAGGUUUUCUUAAAGAUCGCACUAAAAAAUAUGAUUUAGCAUUUGUUGUUGGUGGUGCAAUGAUCAUAAUUGCAGCUUUCUUUCAUAUUGCUUUAUCAUGUGUUGAACCCGAACGUUUACAAGAAGAAGAAGAAGAAGAACAACAACAACAACACGAAGAAAUUGUUUAA
Rotaria sp. Silwood1 is the source of this 1776-nucleotide messenger RNA. The record is from the annotation of a GenBank genome assembly. Lineage: Eukaryota; Metazoa; Rotifera; Eurotatoria; Philodinida; Philodinidae.